AUGGUUUGUCUGCUGGAAAAUGUUAUCAUAGUUACUGAGAAUGAUAAUAUCAAGCAUAAUUUGGCCUCUGUGUCCAAACAUUUCAGUGUUUCACAUUUUAUACUACAGUUGGACCCCGCCAAACUUAUGGAUGAACAAUUUAUCGCCGGAUUUUGUCGACGAGGCUUUGUUACAGUUCUACCAUUGAAGCCAUUACCAGAUUUUAGACUGUCUAUUGAGAAGUCCAUUCUAACUUUGGACAUGUCUCCGAUUGUAUACUCUGGUUUCGGAUUGUCAGCCAAGAAGAUUAAACGAAGCCAUAAGCAAUUUUUCUACCGAUUUCAAGCUGCUUUAAACACUUCAAAUUUUCAACGAAAUGGACCAUUGCAUUUACGUCUCCGAUCAUUCUUUAAGGCAUUCACCAACCCUGCAGAAUUAGGCACUCGUGUUCCUCGACGCCUAGCAGAUCUUGGGCCUUUCUUUGUUGAUUGGUUACCAGAUUCCUCAAAUACAUUGGUGGAACAUAUUGUGGUUAGACCACAUUGUGAAAUUCUUGACUACAACGGACCAUGUGUCCUCCUACCUGAUUUCGUUUCGUGGGAGAAAGUACCGUUUAAGCAGGAAGAAUCGAGUACUACAAGCAUAAAAAGGGAAAAUCCUCCAGAUUUUUUAAAUUUUGCAAACAUUCAAUUGGCUGCUUCAACCUGUGUUCCGAGCAGUGAUAAUCCAUGCUUAACCAAUUGUAGUUUGUCACCAAUUUAUUCGCAAACUAUAAGUGAAAUUAUUUCACCUGUCUAUGAGCUAAAACAGCUGAAAAUUGUUCAUCUGUCAGAAGACCAGAUAAAGUCUGUAUUGAUAGAAGAUCAAUGUGAGAAUGAAUUGGUAUACUUAUGUAAAUGUCCACUGAAAACUUCGGAUUCUUUGCAGUCUUUUAAACAACCUGCUGGCAAUUCUGGAACUUUAUUUGUAACCGGUAGACAAAGAUUAUCAGAUUCACAGAGCCCUCCAGUAAUCCUAGUUCGAUUCUAA
This is a messenger RNA of Heterobilharzia americana, 1008 nucleotides long. NCBI's taxonomy places the organism in Eukaryota, Metazoa, Platyhelminthes, Trematoda, Strigeidida, Schistosomatidae. The record is from the annotation of a GenBank genome assembly.